UUAAAAAGAAAUAUGAAGGGCAAAAGGGAAAAGUACGAUAAAUGAUAAGCCCAAGUUGAAGAUUAACGUCUCUCUCGAUGACUGUGAAGCUACAAUAUCUACUCGAACAGCUGCAGGUAGAGCAGAGUAUCUAGAACCAGAGAAAAUGAUAACACAGAGCUUGGUUGCUCGUCCUUCUGUAUUUCCAAUUUUUUCUUUUGAUCACCAUUGCCAAGCAUCUGUACAGUUUAGUACGUUGAAUUGCAGGUUUGAAAGAGCAAGAAGAAAACUCAAGGUUACUCGACUGAAGGCAAGUUUUUGGGACUCCAUCAGAUCUGGGUUCUUAAAGGAGAACUCAACACAAGUUGUUGAACCACCAUCCACGCUGCAAGAAGAGGAAGAACCACUGCCUGAAGAGUUCAUUCUUGUGGAAAAUACUAAACCAGAUGGAGAAGUUGAGCAAAUAAUAUUCUCCUCAGGUGGAGAUGUUGAUGUGUAUGAUCUCCAAGCCCUAUGUGACAAGGUAGGUUGGCCCAGAAGGCCACUGCCCAAAUUAGCUGCAGCUUUGAAAAAUAGCUACAUGGUAGUCACAUUGCAUUCCAUAAGGAAAUCACCUGGGUCAGAGGGGAUUGACCAAAAGAUGCUAAUUGGGAUGGCCCGUGCUACAUCUGAUCAUGCCUUCAAUGCUACCAUUUGGGAUGUUCUCGUUGAUCCUAACUACCAGGGCCAAGGUCUCGGCAAGGCUCUUAUUGAAAAGCUUAUUAGGGCUCUUCUACAAAGGGACAUCGGCAACAUAACACUUUUUGCAGAUAGUCAAGUUGUGGAGUUCUAUCGGAAUUUAGGAUUUCAACCUGACCCAGAGGGUAUUAAAGGUAUGUUCUGGUACCCAAAGUAUUAGCUGUCUUGUGAGGAACUCAGGUAUAUUCACGUGUCAAUAGAUGGGUUCAUAAGAAAUGUGAGGGAACAUGUAUAUUUAUUUUAGUUACAACUACAAAACUGUAUUUUUCUUCUUUUUUCCUCUCUUGAAACCUUUAUGAUCUGUGAAUCUGUAUAUUGUUGAACUGGUUUUAAUAGAGCAGUUGAUUUUUCUGCUCAAUAGUAACAUCCACUUACUCCUGAUUCCUGUGCUUGUGUUUGAUGCAA
Messenger RNA from Jatropha curcas, 1122 nucleotides. RefSeq names its product nuclear shuttle interacting (gene NSI). Gene Ontology annotation, molecular function: N-acetyltransferase activity. The record is from RefSeq and is a predicted model, not a curated record. NCBI's taxonomy places the organism in Eukaryota, Viridiplantae, Streptophyta, Magnoliopsida, Malpighiales, Euphorbiaceae. Gene Ontology annotation, cellular component: cytoplasm.